UGAUAAUACUACCAUUAGUAAUUGUUGAAUUUCGAAAUAUUUACUUAAAAGAUUGCAAAGAAAUAUAAUACUUUCAAUAAUCUCAAAACAGAUAUUCUAAGUCAUAGCAUAUUGUGAUAGCAUUAGUGUGAGCAUUAUAAAUGUUUAUCUUCGGUGUAUCUUUAAGUCUAUUUACUUUUUGUCUGAUCAAACAUUGAGACCACAAUUACCGCAAAUACUAUUAUUAUUCAAUUUCUGGAUCGAAAUAUAAAAAGAUAACAUAAAUAUUUAUCAAUUUUCACACAAAAAAAAUGGAUACCCAUUAUAUCGAAACGAAAAACUGCCACAAGAGUCGACCUCAAUUUCUGUACAAUCUUAUUAGCUUUCGUUAUUAACUUAACAAUCAUAAUAUGCCUAAUUAUCGUCGAUCCUGAAAGUUUGGAGGUUAAUUUUCGCAUUAUCGAUAUGGUAACAUGUGUUCCUUGGAUCUUUCUAUCAUGGACGUUCACGAAAAUGGUCGAUUUAAAUAAUCCCGACAAUGAAUAUUCUGCUAUUAAUUCAAUGCAAGGUUUGGAUUAUGGAACAGCAAUGGCGUACAGUUAUUAUUACGGAUAUUUGAAACUUGUGCUUCCCUCGACGGGAACCCAAAGCAAGGGUCUCAUCGAGAAAAUAGAAAACAUCGAAGACCAACAUAAUAUAACCAUAGCUGUUCAUAAACUGUUAAUUUUGAUUCCUUCAUCGUUGUAUAUUCCGCCAGAUUUGAAAGAUAUCUCGAAUCGAUGGAUGGAAAGUGCAAUCGAUUUGGAAGCAGAAAUUCGUGAUCGAGCGGGAACCAAAAGACGACAAUAUCACAACAAUGUUUACAAAAUUUAUUUCAAUGGGGAAAGAUUUACUUCGGAACCUCUGUACGUGAUUGUAGAAGGCGCCACGCCUCUGUUGACUUUCUUCGAGGUUCAAAAACACAAUCACCCCGAAACGAAAUUGUAUCGGAAAUUUUAUAAAAAUAUCGUGAAAAAUUUUCAUGAUAAACUUAAAGAAUUGUUAGAUAAUGACCCAGAAUGUUCCGAGCUAUGCGAAUUAAUUUAUUACGAUGACUAUGAUGAUAAAAAUAAUAAAGUUAAUGUUGCCAAAAUUAUUUGGAACAGGAUUUCUAAUUCUAAGGUUGAAUAA
Molecule: messenger RNA, 1149 nt
Organism: Colletes gigas
Lineage: Eukaryota; Metazoa; Arthropoda; Insecta; Hymenoptera; Colletidae
Gene: Sting
Product: stimulator of interferon genes protein
Exons: 2
Coding region: 445-1149 (234 amino acids)
Biological process (GO): reticulophagy; positive regulation of type I interferon production; innate immune response
Cellular component (GO): endoplasmic reticulum membrane; autophagosome
Molecular function (GO): cyclic-di-GMP binding; 2',3'-cyclic GMP-AMP binding
Source: RefSeq, a predicted model, not a curated record